Molecule: messenger RNA, 741 nt
Organism: Perca flavescens (yellow perch)
Lineage: Eukaryota; Metazoa; Chordata; Actinopteri; Perciformes; Percidae
Product: gap junction beta-3 protein
Exons: 1
Coding region: 1-741 (246 amino acids)
Biological process (GO): cell-cell signaling
Cellular component (GO): connexin complex
Molecular function (GO): gap junction channel activity
Source: RefSeq, a predicted model, not a curated record
AUGGAUUGGAAAUUUCUCCAGGGUCUUCUUAGUGGAGUCAACAAGUACUCCACUGCGUUCGGGCGUAUCUGGCUAUCCGUGGUCUUUGUCUUCCGGGUGUUGGUCUUCGUGGUUGCUGCCGAGCGUGUCUGGAGUGACGACCAGGGACACUUUGACUGCAACACCCGCCAGCCGGGUUGCACCAACAUCUGCUACGACUACUUCUUCCCCAUCUCCCACAUCCGCCUCUGGGCUCUCCAGCUCAUCUUCGUCACCUGCCCUUCCUUCAUGGUGGUGCUGCACGUGGCCUACCGCGAUGAGCGGGAACGCAAGUACCGAGUCAAGCACGGCGAGGACACUCGGCUGUACGACAACACGGGCCAAAAGCAUGGCGGCCUGUGGUGGACUUACCUGAUAAGCCUCUUCAUCAAGACCGCCUUCGAGGUCACUUUUCUCUACCUGCUCCACUACAUCUACGACAGCUUCAAGCUGCCCAGGAAGGUCCAAUGUGAUGUCAGUCCCUGUCCUAAUCUGGUGGACUGCUACAUAUCCCGGCCCACCGAGAAGACCGUUUUCACUUACUUCAUGGUGGGGGCGUCCGUCCUGUGUGUGGUGCUCAACAUCUGUGAGAUUUUCUACCUGAUUGCUUUCCGGGUGGUGAACCUCAAACACAGAGGCAGCGCCCACGCCUCGUCUAGAAAGAUGCCACCGCUCCACCCUGACAUGGACUGUGAUGGCUGUAAGCCAUCUCAUACAUCAUAG